Molecule: messenger RNA, 2901 nt
Organism: Theobroma umbraticum
Lineage: Eukaryota; Viridiplantae; Streptophyta; Magnoliopsida; Malvales; Malvaceae
Product: ARM repeat superfamily protein
Biological process (GO): protein export from nucleus
Cellular component (GO): nuclear pore; cytoplasm
Molecular function (GO): nuclear export signal receptor activity
Source: RefSeq, a predicted model, not a curated record
AUGGCGCUUGACCAAGGGCAGGUGCUAUCACCUCUACCUCUUCCUCCUUAUUCUCCGCUUGAAGAGUUGUCAGAGCUAGUGAAUGUGGAGGGCUAUAGUGAUUGGAUACGAUUGGUUGCUGAGUUCACUUUGAAGUCUUUGCAAUCCUGGCAGUGGGCCAGUAGCAGUGUAUACUACCUAUUAGGGCUAUGGUCCAGAUUGGUGUCAUCUGUUCCAUAUCUGAAGGGUGAUGCUCCAAGUUUGCUGGAUGAAUUUGUUCCUAAGAUCACUGAGAGUUUUCUCACAUCAAGAUUCAACUCUGUGCAGGCUGGAUUCCCCGAUGAUCUUUCUGAGAAUCCAUUGGAUAAUGUUGAACUGCUUCAGGAUCAGCUGGAUUGCUUUCCUUACCUUUGCAGAUUCCAGUAUGAAAGCAGUGGUUUGUAUAUAAUAAACAUGAUGGAGCCUAUUCUGCAGUCAUACACGGAAAGAGCAAGAUUGCAGACCUGUGAUAAAAAUGAACUCGCUGUUAUUGAAGCUAAACUUACUUGGAUUGUUCAUAUUAUUGCUGCCAUUCUUAAGAUAAAACAAUGUACUGGUUGUAGUAUGGAGUCACAAGAAGUGCUUGAUGCGGAACUCUCAGCUCGCGUUCUGCAGUUAAUAAAUGUCACUGACAGUGGAUUACACAGUCAGAGGUAUGGUGAGUUAAGUAAACAAAGACUUGAUCGAGCAAUUCUGACCUUCUUUCAGCAUUUUCGCAAGUCUUAUGUUGGUGAUCAAGCAAUGCAUUCAUCUAAGCAGUUAUAUGCUCGUUUAUCUGAGCUGCUUGGACUGCAUGAUCACCUAUUACUAUUAAAUGUGAUUGUUGGGAAGAUAGCUACAAAUCUAAAGUGCUACACAGAGAGUGAGGAAGUCAUUGAUCAUACUCUAAGUUUAUUCUUGGAGCUGGCAUCUGGAUACAUGACUGGAAAGUUGCUUCUGAAGCUGGAGACUGUUAAAUUUAUAAUUGCAAAUCAUACUAGAGAGCAUUUUCCUUUCCUAGAAGAAUAUAGAUGCUCCCGUAGCAGGACAACUUUCUAUUACACCAUUGGUUGGUUGAUAUUCAUGGAGGAUAGCCCUGUGAAAUUCAAGUCUUCAAUGGAACCACUUUUGCAAGUCUUUCUCAGCCUGGAGUCAACACCUGAUUCAGUAUUUCGUACUGAUGCUGUUAAGUAUGCUUUAAUUGGAUUAAUGAGGGAUCUUAGAGGUAUUGCGAUGGCCACAAACAGUCGUAGAACAUACGGUCUUCUAUUUGAUUGGCUAUAUCCUGCGCACAUGCCACUUAUCUUGAAAGGCAUUACUCACUGGACUGACACACCAGAGGUUACCACCCCAUUGUUAAAAUUCAUGGCUGAGUUUGUCUUGAACAAGGCACAACGCUUGACUUUUGACUCGUCUUCUCCUAAUGGGAUUCUUCUUUUCCGUGAAGUCAGUAAACUACUUGUAGCAUAUGGGACAAGGAUAUUAUCUUUGCCUAAUCCGGCUGAUAUAUAUGCCUUCAAGUACAAGGGAAUAUGGAUUUCACUAACUAUUCUGGCAAGAGCUCUUGCUGGAAACUAUGUAAACUUUGGUGUGUUUGAACUCUAUGGUGAUAGAGCACUCUCUGAUGUGCUUGACGUUGCUCUAAAGAUGACAUUGUCAAUUCCGUUGGCUGAUAUAUUGGCAUUUCGAAAGCUAACGAGGGCCUAUUUCUCCUUCUUAGAGGUUCUAUUCAACAGCCACAUUAGUUUUAUAUUGAAUUUGGAUGCUGCAACAUUUAUGCAUAUUGUUGGUUCGCUUGAAUCUGGUCUAAAAGGUCUGGAUACAAAUAUCUCAUCACAGUGUGCAUCUGCUGUUGAUAAUUUGGCUGCUUUCUACUUCAACAACAUCACUAUGGGGGAGGCACCCACUUCACCAGCUGCUGUCAAACUUGCCCAGCAUAUUGCAGACUGUCCUAGUUUGUUUCCACAAAUAUUAAAGACGCUAUUCGAGAUAGUUUUAUUUGAGGAUUGUGGCAACCAGUGGAGUCUUAGCAGGCCUAUGUUGAGCUUAAUUCUUAUCAGUGAGCAGAUAUUUGCUGAUCUGAAAGCCCAGAUUUUGGCUUCACAGCCCGUGGAUCAACAUCAGAGGCUAUCCAUUUGUUUUGACAAGCUUAUGACAGAUGUUACUCGAAGCUUAGAUUCAAAGAACAGGGACAAGUUCACCCAGAAUCUAACCAUAUUCAGACAUGAAUUUCGUGUGAAGUAGCUCAAAUAAUGUGCAUUCACUACAUUUUUGAGCAACUGUUUUCCUGCAAAAGAUGUGCAUCUGGUGAGACUCUUGGCUUGUCAUCAUGGAUAGUUUGAAUGUGGGAGCCAAGCAUCUUGUUGCUGCAGUGUGUUGGUUUUUUUUGCCUGAACUAAAAAGAGCAGAUUCUUUCUGAAGUCGGUGCAAAAGUUCUGUGUGAAACAGUUAUGAUGGUAUUGUAUAGUUUCCUAUACCAGAAGCAUUUUGGAAUGUUACAAAGGAUUUGCCAAGGUGCAUAAAGGUUGUAGCAAGUCUGACAUAUGGUUGGGUAAUGGCGAUUUUCAUCUAGUAGAUCAAUUCUUUUAUAGCAUAUAUUGUAAAUCAUGGGGGUUUAUGUUUCAGAGAUGGAUCAUAUUUGCGGUACCCUGAAAAAAGAGAUGAGGAAAGGAAAAUAACUCCAGUACUAGUAUGGAGUUUGAUGUUUUUUGUACAUUAACAUCCACAUUCUUUUGUACUUGUUGAUAGCAUAAAGAAGUAAAGCAAAAUUGGGUCAAGUUUGGAAGUUUUUUUUUUUUCUGGUUGGGUUGAGGUAGUCCUGAACCAUUUUUGCAGCAUAUCUCAGUUUGUAUGCACAUUAUUCACCUGCAAUGUCAUAUUUUAUGCUUGGCUGUUGGAACAAAA